CCGAGAACUUUCCCCUCUCCUCUCUCUGAAGAAGCAAAACAUCGAGGAAAGCUGAGAAAUUCAAAACGCAGAGAAGGCGAGCUCACUCGCUCUCUCUCUUCACCAAUCAAAACCCUCUCCCUCUGAAAGCCGAAGAACAAGAUGGAUGACUACACGAGGGAGAUGAUGGACCUCAAGACUCUCGUCACUCGCACCCUCGAGAAGAAGGGCGUACUCGCCAAGAUCCGGGCUGAGUUGAGAGCAAGUGUGUUUGAGGCAAUUGAGGAGGAGGACAAGGUCAUUGAGAAAGACGAAGGCUUGCCUCCGGCAUUGCUUGGUAGCUGCAACGAUCGCGCUAAACAGCUCCACGCUUCUCCUUCAGGAAGGUUGCUUACGGCACUGAUAUGUGAAUACCUAGACUGGGCGCAACUAAACCACACGCUAAAAGUUUACCAGCCCGAGUGUAAUUUGCAGAAGGAUUCUUGGAAAGCUGAGUUGAAGGACUUUAGUAGCAAGAAUGGGUAUGAUCUGAACCGAAAUGGAGAUAGCUGUCCUUUGCUUUUGGACGUGCUUGAAGGAUUCUUGAAAUUUGAGAAUUUAUCUCAAGCAAGGGGUACUGGAAGGAGGCUAACUACUUCAGAAACGGAGUCCUUAUCCAAUUUGGAUUCUCGGAACAUGCGAAGACCUUCUUCGUCAUCUGUUGCGGGAGGGCUACCUCCACUAGGAAGGCCUGGUGCAUCUUCCCAGUCAACUGAUCGAAGAGGUGGGUCCUCCAUGUCUGGCUACAGGAAAGAUGACUACAACUAUAGGUAUGACAGUGAUGAAAGUCCAGAGGAUGUCAUUCGAGCUUCAAGUGCAAUGGAAAAUCUCCAAUUGGAUAGAAAAGCUCGCAAUCUAACAACAUCUUGGCGGCACGCAGGCGAUGGAAUUAGUGAGGAUGACGGCAGGGCCGACCACAUGUAGCUGAGCGAUGACAACCUUUGUAUAACUGCACGUGUAUUUGAUUUUGUAUUUUGUACGUUUCACCCUCAAAUGAUAGGCAUGUUAUGUAGGAUCGUACCGUAUUCCGAUUUGAUUUAGUGCUUUGUUCGAGUGGUUUUUGAUUGAUGUAAUUUCAUUUUCAUUUUCACCCUUUCGUGAAAUUUAAAUUAGUAACUGCUUCACGCUUGCAAUUUUCAUUAUAAUGAAGGCUAUGGAGUGUUUCAUGUAA
Messenger RNA from Malus domestica (apple), 1189 nucleotides. Its product is annotated as protein TONNEAU 1a-like. Gene Ontology annotation, molecular function: protein binding. The record is from RefSeq and is a predicted model, not a curated record. Lineage: Eukaryota; Viridiplantae; Streptophyta; Magnoliopsida; Rosales; Rosaceae.